Messenger RNA from Penicillium malachiteum, 690 nucleotides. RefSeq names its product protein tim21 (gene tim21). The record is from RefSeq and is a predicted model, not a curated record. The transcript is spliced from 4 exons. The coding region runs from base 1 to 690 and encodes 229 amino acids. Gene Ontology annotation, biological process: protein import into mitochondrial matrix. Gene Ontology annotation, cellular component: TIM23 mitochondrial import inner membrane translocase complex. NCBI's taxonomy places the organism in Eukaryota, Fungi, Ascomycota, Eurotiomycetes, Eurotiales, Aspergillaceae.
AUGAAUCCCCAGUACACGCGUGCCCUGUUACGAGUCUCUCCAAGAGCCCCACUGGCACUUCGGCCAUAUCCUAUAUCCGGAAUUGCUCGUCUAUACGCCACACAGAGCAAAUCGAGCAGCACGACUAAGAAGCGGAGGAACAUCACAGUACUCUCCGACGAUGGACGAUAUGAGUGGGGCGAGUUGAGUGGUGGAGAGAAGUUUUCACGGGCUACACAGCAGUCAUUCAACUUUCUCAUUGUGAUAGCAGGUGUGGUGUUGACGGGCGGUGUCUUUACUAUCUUAUGGCAGGACGUUAUCUCACCGAACAGUCGGACAUGGCAAUUCGAAAAGGCAGUUGAUCGUAUCAAGGACGAUGCGCGGUGCACAAAGCUUCUUGGCGACCCACGAGAAAUUAAGGCGUUUGGUGAAAAUACCUCAAGCAAAUGGGCGCGGCAUCGACCUAUUGCGACGGCUGUUGAGAAGGACCGUUUGGGCCGCGAGCAUCUUCGCAUGAACUUCCACGUCGAAGGUCCUCUUAACUCGGGUAUCGUCUUUGUACACCUGAUCAAGCCUCUGGAUCAGAGCGAGUGGGAAUACCAGCUGCUUGCGUUGGAUGUGAAGGGCCACUCUCGAGUCAUUCUUGAGAAAGCUGUGGAGAAGACUAGCGUUGCUAGCUCAAUGAAGCUUUUCGGCAUCCAAUGGCGUUGA